This is a messenger RNA of Wickerhamiella sorbophila, 312 nucleotides long. RefSeq names its product Chromatin-remodeling complex subunit IES6. Gene Ontology annotation, biological process: chromatin remodeling. The coding region runs from base 1 to 312 and encodes 103 amino acids. Gene Ontology annotation, cellular component: Ino80 complex. Lineage: Eukaryota; Fungi; Ascomycota; Dipodascomycetes; Dipodascales; Trichomonascaceae. The record is from RefSeq and is a predicted model, not a curated record. The transcript has a single exon.
AUGGAUCCAGCGUUCAAGACCGGAUGGAAGCUACCCAAGAAGACCCGCAAUGCUAAGAGUGUUUUGCAAGAAGAGCAAAAGCGUGUGGGUUCUCUGCCGCCAGACACACCCACGUAUUUCAGCGUGGAAGGACCGCCUUCGCUUCUUCCUGCUAAGCACUACUGCGACAUCACUGGUCUCCCGGCCCCUUACAAGACUGCUGGCGGUCUGCGAUUUCACAAUAAACAAGUCUACGAGAUUGUAAUGAGUCUCGGUCCAGGUGUCGACCAAGAGUAUCUCAAGCUGCGGAAUGCAAACCUAGUUCUGAAAUGA